This is a messenger RNA of Solanum stenotomum, 432 nucleotides long. RefSeq names its product E3 ubiquitin-protein ligase APD4-like. Lineage: Eukaryota; Viridiplantae; Streptophyta; Magnoliopsida; Solanales; Solanaceae. The coding region runs from base 1 to 432 and encodes 143 amino acids. The transcript is spliced from 3 exons. The record is from RefSeq and is a predicted model, not a curated record.
AUGUAUGAUAUAACGAAAGCAAAGAGCAUGUGUCUCAAUUUGUCAUACCUGUCUCCUCAAUACGUCGUUCUGGCAACACCUGAUACUCAAGACCUGUCUGGAACGUACGUUGAGAUAUCUUUCAUUGCUCGUUUCGUCACUUUUCUUGGAGUUUUAGGAGUAGCAGUUAUAAUCACUUGCUUUAUACUGAAAUCUUUGGGAGCUUGUCAUGAUGAAAGUUAUGAAGUAACCGAGAGCGAUCCAAUUUCUCAACAUCAGGAAGUAAAAUCAAUUUAUGGAACAUAUGAAGAAGAGGCAAAUUGUGAUAGAUCAAGUUCUUCAGAGGAUUUAUAUGAUGGAAGAAUAUGUGUUAUCUGCUAUGACAAUUCAAGAAACUGUUUCUUUGUUCCUUGUGGUCAUUGUGCAACUUGCCAAGUAUGUGCCCAAAGGUAA